AUGAGUGAUGUGGCAGCUGAUUAUUACGAGAACCUAUUUAGCGAACCUGAAGUCUAUCGUCCUCAUCCAUAUACUGAUAUUCCUUGCAGAGCUGACUGGGAUAAUGAAGAUGAGGU
This is a messenger RNA of Adineta steineri, 116 nucleotides long. NCBI's taxonomy places the organism in Eukaryota, Metazoa, Rotifera, Eurotatoria, Adinetida, Adinetidae. The record is from the annotation of a GenBank genome assembly.